Urocitellus parryii (Arctic ground squirrel) is the source of this 636-nucleotide messenger RNA. RefSeq names its product chromosome 5 C10orf95 homolog (gene C5H10orf95). NCBI's taxonomy places the organism in Eukaryota, Metazoa, Chordata, Mammalia, Rodentia, Sciuridae. The record is from RefSeq and is a predicted model, not a curated record.
AUGUACUCUUACGUCUGCCUGCCGCGCGGGGAGAGUGCCUGGCCUCCGCUGCAGCCCCUCACCUACACCUACUUGCCCGCCCCUCUGCUGCUGCCUCCCAUCCAGGCCCACAACUUCUGCAGCCGGCCAGCGAGCUUGUGCGUGGGAGAGAGGGCGGCCCCGCGAGAAUACCACCGUUUUUACGGCCCCAGCGUAUCUCCGGCCGCCACUCCACCCUGGUGGGCCUUCCCAGCAGCCCACGCCGCCGCCCUUAGCUCGCCGGUCCCUGACGCUCGCCUCCUGGGGCCGUCGCUGCAGGAAUCCGCAGCCGAGAGCUGGGCGCCCUGGCCCGAAGGUGGCAAUGUGCAAGCCGAACUGCGAUGGGGCCGCGUGGAACGCACGCACGGCCACGGCCUGCAGCUGCCCGACUUCGUGUGCCGGGAGCUGCGGCGAGUGUACGGCACGUACCCGCGCACCGACGUGCGCGUCACCCACAGCCGCGGCGAGUUCCUGCUGCAGGCGUCGCCGCGCGUCGGCCAGCSGGAGUACCGGGUGGAGAGGCGCGUACUGCGCCGGCCCAAUAGCGGUGACAGCAGCAGCCCAGCCCGGGAAGCCGCGGAGCGCGGCCGUCCCAAGAAGAGGAAGGGUCUAGGCUGA